Molecule: messenger RNA, 981 nt
Organism: Mesorhabditis belari
Lineage: Eukaryota; Metazoa; Nematoda; Chromadorea; Rhabditida; Rhabditidae
Source: the annotation of a GenBank genome assembly
AUGCAAUCUUCUGGUGAACAGAUACCGCUUCUCCCAGUGCAAACCACCCACUGUGGUGUUCUCCAUGUCUAUGUGCAAGGAAAUCUUGAGGAGAGAGCCGGCAAGACCGUCAUCCUCACCGUUCACGACAUUGGAACUAAUCAUAAAUCUUUCAUCCGUUUCUGCAAUCAUCCAUCGAUGGCUGAUGUGAAAGCGAAGACGAUUUUUCUUCACGUUUGUGUGCCCGGACAAGAGGAUCAUUCUGCUGAAUUUGUUGGAGAUUUCCCAACUCUUACCCAAAUCGGCGAGGAUUUGUUGUGCGUUUUGGAGAAGCUUGACGUCAAGUCGUGCAUCGGAUUCGGCGAGGGAGCUGGCGCGAAUAUUAUUGCUCGUUUUGCUAUGGAGUACCCAAAUCGAAUUAUGGCGAUCAUUCUCGUGCACUGCACUUCAACCACCGCCGGAAUCCUUGAGUACUGCAAAGACAAGAUCAUGAACGUGCGUCUUGAGAACGGAGUGAUGUCUGAUGGAGCUUGGGAUGUGCUCGCUGCUCAUAAAUUUGGAUCGAGUGAUAAGAAGGACAAGCAAGAGUACAUUGACACGUUGAAGAACACUCUGAAUGCGAAGAAUUUGAGCAAAUAUCUUUUGGCCUUCUCAAAGCGAUCAGACAUUUCUUCCCUUCUUGGAACAAAGCUUGACACUGUUGAUGCUUUGUUGGUUUCUGGCGGCAAUCGGCCACAUCUCGGCUCGGUCUACAGCACUCACAAAAACAUGAACAAGAAGAAGACCACUCUACUCAUCGUUGACAAUGUCUGCGAUGUGAUGACUGAAGCUCCAGACAACUUGGCUCGUUCAUUGAUCCUUUUGUGCAAAGGAUGUGGUGUGUUGAGCGGUGUGGCCAUUCCCGGAAUGGAACGUCAGAGAACGCUCAGCAGCUCCAUGGAAGAGGCUGAUCGUCCCCGACGACUCUCCGUCACCAAUCCCCCUCCCAUUCUUCAAGCCCAA